Molecule: messenger RNA, 1507 nt
Organism: Paramecium pentaurelia
Lineage: Eukaryota; Ciliophora; Oligohymenophorea; Peniculida; Parameciidae
Source: the annotation of a GenBank genome assembly
AUGAAAAAGUAAUCUUCAUACCAUUCUAAAACUGAGCCUUCUGUUCGCAAAUCUAAAAAAACACCUACAAGUCCUAUAAUGAAUGUUAAGACUGAAGAUUAAUUGACACAAAGUUAAAUAAAUAAUGAGUUUCUAAAAACGUAAUAAUCAUUCCGUAGUUCAGCAAGUCCCUUGGCUUAAAAUUCAUCUUUAAGGUAAACUAUUUAAUAUCUUAUAUAGUUCUAAAGCAACAUACUCAUCAAAGACUUUAGUGUAAAAUCACUAAAAAAAAUAAAUGCAAAUCUUAUCAAAAUAGAAGAUGUAAAAUAUGCAUGAACGUUCAAUUAUAAAAGUGAUGGGUUUGAAUAUGGAGGCUGUAUGUCAUAAGAGAAAUCAUGAAAAUAAUAAAAUGUUAUACUUUUGUUAAUUUUCAGAUUGUAAGGCUGAUAGUAGAAUAGGUUGUUCAUAUUGUUUAGUAGAAUAACAUAAUGAUCAUUCUACUUAGAUAAUGGAAGUACAGACUUUCUGUAAAUUAUUUGAUGAUAAAAAAAAGCAAGUAAAAGUAUAGUCAAUAAUAAUAUAGUUUAUAAAUUUAAGUGAAACAAUCUUAAAAUCACCUGAUAAAACAUAAGAAAUCAAAUUUUAUUUUGAUUAACUUAAAUAAUAUCUAUUAGAUCGUCUGUUUUUUAUAGAAAAGAAUAUUUUGUAAUCAAUGAAUUAGUAAUUAGAAUGGAAUCCAUUAGAAAAAGAAUUAAUUAAUCAUAUAAUUAAUUUAGGUUCUAAAAAUAUAUAUGAGAUGUCUUAAGAUGAAUUAAAGGAAAGUUUAGAUUUUAUAUAAGGUAAACAUAUUUAAUAAUUGGAAUAUAUGAAAUAAGAAACAAAUAAUUAUUUAAGUUAAAAAAUAAAUUAAGUUGAAAAAUCUUGGAAUGAAUAUAAAAAAUAAUUAGAAGUUGAACUCAGUCAUCUUUUAGAUGAAAAUAAUAAAUUAGUAUUCUUAGAUCCAAAAAGUAAAGAAUUCCUAGAAUACAAAUUAAAUUAUUAUCAAUAAAAAGAAAAGAAAGUUAAAGAAAUGCGAGAACCAUUUUUUACAUAAUUAGCUGUAAUUCAAGAAGAAGAAUAAUAAUAAUAAGAAACUUUGAAAAAGAUAAUGGAUUUAUAAAAUUAAGAGUAUAAUUCAAAAGAUGAAUAAAUUAAGAAAGAAAAUGAUAAGCUUAAUAAGGCUGAAUAAUUCUUAAAAUAAUAAAAAGAAAAAAAAUAAUAUGAAAAAGAGAAAGAAAGAGAAAAACUACUUUUAACAUUUCCUUACAAAAUAUAUACAGAAGAAUGUGGUCAUAGAGUCUAAUGUAAUACUAUUCCCAUUUUUGGAUGUUGUAAUAAAGCCUAUCCAUGUACUAAAUGUCAUGGGAGUAUUGCUCAUCCAGCAAGAAUCCAAUUGCCUAGCUAUAGAUAUUGUAUGAAAUGUCUUGAAAUAUAUCUUGUGAUGUAUCCAACCAAUUAUUCUAUAAAUUGUCUGAAAUGUUAAAAAUGA